AGGCCUUCCGCUAGCUACGCCAGACAAAGGAUAGGUCUCCUACCUAUAUAAGUCCGUGAGACGACGGUGAAGCUGAGUGCCUACCACGCAGAGCAUCCAAGGUCUCUGUUUGUCCUUCCUUUGACCAUCUUCCCCUCUUCGUUGUCUCUCCUUAACAUCAGUCCCUCCUUAACACCCAUAACCAUGUUUGCUACACCUCUCAGCGCUGCGGCCUUUUGGGGCUACCUUUUUGCUCUCCCAGGAGUGCUUGCUGGCUUCAGCUCAACGUCACCUAGCAACAUUGCUGUAUACUGGGGCCAAAACUCAAUCAACAAGGUGGAGGCUUCCGGUGGGCAGCGGAGACUUGCCACGUACUGUACCAACACACCCGUCAACAUCAUCCCCUUGGCCUUCCUCAACGGAAUCAAGAACCCCACGCUGGUCAACUUUGCCAAUGCCGGGGACAACUGCACCGCCUUCGCAGGCACCCAGCUCCUGAGCUGUCCCCAAAUCGAAGAGGACAUCAAGGCCUGCCAAUCGCAAGGCAAGACCAUCCUGCUGUCCAUCGGCGGGGCGACCUACACCGAAGGCGGCUUCUCGUCCGCCUCGGAGGCCCAGAAGUGGGCGGACACGCUGUGGGCCAUGUUCGGCCCCAAGCAGUCGUCCUCGUCCGCGCUCCGCCCCUUCGGCGCCGCCUCGGUCGACGGCUUCGACAUGGACUUUGAGUCGGUCACGUCCAACAUGGCGCCCUUUGCCGCCCGGCUGCGCUCGAACAUGGACUCGGCCGCGGCGAGCUCCGGACGCAAGUAUUACCUGUCGGGCGCCCCGCAGUGCCCGUUCCCGGAUGCCGCGCAGAGGGACAUGCUGGAGCAGGUCCCGUUUGAUUUUGUCAGCGUCCAGUUCUACAACAACUACUGCGGCGCCACCGCGUAUCCCGCGAAUUUCAACUUUGACACCUGGGACAACUGGGCAAGGAAUUCGGCCCCCAACAGGAACGUAAAAAUCCUGCUGGGUCUGCCGGGCGGACCCACAGGGGCCGGGAGCGGCUAUGUCAGUGGCGAUCAGCUGAAGCAGGUCAUCCAAUACUCGAGGGGCUUCCCCAGCUUUGGGGGCGUGAUGGCUUGGGACAUGUCCCAGGUGUACGCCAACCCGGGCUGGCUGGACAGUGUUGUCUCGGCGCUGGGAGGCACAUUGCCCCCUGUAACCACCACCGCUACCUCCAAGCCGACCUCGACGCCGACCACCACGCUGGUCACAGUCACGAGGACGACGUCGUCGGGCCCCAACUCACCCACGGGCUCUGCCGUGCCCCAGUGGGGACAGUGUGGUGGAAUCGGGUACACCGGGCCGACCCAGUGCCAGGCCCCCUACACGUGCAAAUAUGUCAGUGACUGGUGGUCACAGUGCGCUUGAGACUUUGACGGUGGCGUGCCGUAUGGAUCGGGCUCCUGCAGCAGUCUAAGUUCCGGUGGCUUUGCGUAUGGUGCCGUCAUCAACCUCGCUUGGAGAUGAUGGAAAUGGGAGGACUGUCCGCUUCUUAUUGUACAUAUUUAUACCGCUCUUUUCUGCUGACGCUUGGGACUCGUGAGCGACUUUACAUCAAGAAGCAAUGUACAUAGGUCAGGAAAUUACGAGACUAUUGUGUUAUUCUGGGCUUGAAGUAACGAUUUCAUAUACGAAUGGCUCGGAUCGCUUUAAAGAUGGUACUCGCUGGGCCUCCUAAAACGGC
Chaetomium strumarium is the source of this 1708-nucleotide messenger RNA. Its product is annotated as glycoside hydrolase family 18 protein. Bases 184 to 1392 code for a protein of 402 amino acids. The transcript is spliced from 7 exons. Gene Ontology annotation, molecular function: chitinase activity; cellulose binding. Gene Ontology annotation, biological process: carbohydrate metabolic process. The record is from RefSeq and is a predicted model, not a curated record. Lineage: Eukaryota; Fungi; Ascomycota; Sordariomycetes; Sordariales; Chaetomiaceae. Gene Ontology annotation, cellular component: extracellular region.